GGUCGGCACGCGCCGCCCGCCCCUCGGGAGCGAAGGGAAGGCCCGGCCGGGCGGGAAGUGCGCGCCCCGGAGCCGGGAUGCGCCGGUGCCACCGCCGGCGGCGGCGGGGGCAGGAAGGGGGCGGGCCCUGAGGGCGAGGGCGCGGUCCCCAGGCGGGCGGGGCCGCGAGCAGGCCCGGGCGGUGCUUCCCCGGCGGCGGGCGCGUCCCGCCCCCCGGUGCGGGGGCAGGGCUGGGGCCGUACCAGGGCAGCGAGGCGGGGGCUGAGCGGGGUCUGUGUCCGCAGCUGAGCCCAGUGCGGAUGCGGCGGCCGGGCGAGGGGCAGCGCCGCGGUGCCCGAGCGGUGCCGAGGAGCCGGCCCGGGGCGGGAGACACGGACUCCGGCGGAGAUCUCCCGGCGGAUCGGCCCGCCGCCCUUCGGAGCGGGAUGGAGGAGCCCGACAAGGAGGGAGAUGGUGCCGGAGGGAAGACCACCUGGCAGCAGAGCCUGAGUCCCGAGCUGCAGCAGGGAUACCGAAUCCUGCGCGAGUUCCUACUAGAGAAGUACCGGCCUCUGACGGCGCCGUUCCUGGAGCCCCUCGCGGAUCAGGCAUCCUUCGGAGAAGAAGGCGCCGGCUCCCCCUCGGGCCAUAAGAGCGGUCAGUCCCUCCAGCAGUUGCCAGCUGGAAUAUGGCUGUUGAAGAUGGAAGAGAAAUUUUCCAGUGGGCAGUACACAGGGAUAGCAGAUUUCGUGUGUGACUUCCGGCUUAUGCUGGAGACUUGCUACCGGCUGCACGGUGUGGAUCACUGGCUCUCCAAACAGGCCCAGAAGCUGGAGAUGAUGCUGGAGCAGAAGUUGGCGCUGCUGUCCCGGCAUUUAAGAGAGAAAACAUCAUUAGCUGUCACAUCUAGAGGAUGCUAUGGGCAGGAAGAUGAGAAAGGAACAGCAUGCAUUUCCACAAGACGUCGUUCCACACCUCGCAGUUUAGUAGGCUUGUCAACAGGCAUGUUUGAGUCUGUGAUGGUUCAGGUUCUAAGACAAGAGGAGCAGCUGAGAGCAAAAGAGGAAAAGAGGCAGAGAGAUCAAGAAAGAAAAGAAGCAGAAGAAGCCAGUCAGAAAGAAAUAGAAGAAUGGGAAAAAUCACUUUUAGCUCAAGCAGCACCUACAAGGAUGGAGACAAUGUGGGAGAUUCCAGCUAUUGGUCAUUUUCUUUGUUUAGCACAACAGAUUUUAAAUUUACCUGAAAUAGUAUUCUAUGAAUUGGAACGCUGUCUUCUGAUGCCUCAGUGUAAUGUUUUUUUAUCUAAAAUAAUGACUUCUUUGUUAAGUCCUCCUCAUCGCAGAUCUACAUUACACCGCAGGCCGACAUCUUCUUACAGGACUUGGGAAGCAGCACUGAGAAAGAAAGUACAACACUGGUAUACUGUUGUAGGGCAGACCGACAAUCCUAAUGGGGCUGCAGAAAAACUUGGCUUAUGUCCCCAGUUUUUCAAAGUGCUCGGAGAAGUUAAUCCCUUGGAGGAAAAACCAUUUCAUGAGCUACCAUUCUACCAAAAAGUGUGGCUGCUAAAAGGUCUCUGUGACUUUGUGUAUGAAACACAAAAGGAUGUUCAGGAUGCAGUGCUAGGUCAGCCUAUCCAUGAAUGCAGAGAAGUAAUUCUUGGUUAUGACUGCUUGGAGAAUGCAUAUGUUCAUUUUCCACAGUUCUGUGGUGCGGAUGUUCGGAUUUACAAACAAAAACCUUUUCAGGCUCCUGAAUUUCCAUCUCUUCCCAUCAAAGUUAAAAAAGUACCACGUAUUAAAUCAGAAAGAGUAAAACAUGAAUAUGUAGCCAAAAGCAAUGGGGAGGUCAGUUCUGCUGGUAGAGAACUGCUACAUCCUUCCAAGACAGAAGUAGAGAAAAGUAUGGACUCUGUUGUUGUCUGUCCAGAAAAAAAACUACAUUUAGGCACCUUUAGAAUCCCUACCGGGGAGAUAAACUGUGAAAUCAAAGACUCAAGAGUCUGUGACAUCAAGAAAACUGUUUGUUAUAAAGAGAACUUGAGGAAUUUGAUUACUUCAGGAGAGAUUGUUGGUGUGGGUGGUGACUCUAGUUCAAGAGAAAUAACGGAUGGGGAGAAUGGACAAGGUUAUGCUGAAAUGGCCAGACUAAGGUCUGAUAUGAGUCCCUUCAAGGAGAACACACUGAAAGCUUGCCAGGUGCAUGUCAAUGGCACUUACAAUGAUUACCAAGACACCAGUUACCAUGAAUCUGCUAAAGAAACAGUGCUAGAGAACUCACUGCGAAAUAAUAAGAAACUAAAUAAGAUACUAGCAAAAAAGAAGAAAAAGAAAAAAAAGAAGUUGAAGGAUAUUCUAAAUGAAAAUCUACAGAGAAAACUUGAUGACCUGCAAAGAAAACGUGAGAUUCAUCUUCAUCCGUUCAAAUCUUAUAAAUCUGAGCUCCAGAACAAGUUGUUUAUAAUUAAAAAGAAAGCAAAACACAAGAAGCACAAAUCUGGAAAAAAAUCACUAUCUAAAAAAGCAAUCACAAAGAAGAGGAAGGGUGUCAGAAAGUCUACCAUACCAGAAUUUCAGAAAGCAAUCUGUGCUAUUUUGAUGAGUAGACCCACGUUAAAUCAUGACUGUUUUCUAAAACCCUCCCACCAAAUCAGUUUAUUCCACCAUGAUGAUGAUGAUGUGUUUCAGAGGGAGCUAGUAGAAUUUCUGGUGAUAAAAUUGCUUAUUUGCACUAAUCUUGAUGAACUCAGGGAAUUAAUCACAAAGAUUGAGAAUGAACUCAAAGAUCUGGAGGACAUUAAAAAGAAAUCGGGAAGAUGGUACCACCGGAAGCAAGCAGUAAAGGAAUUGCAUGGUACGUUGUUACGACUGCUUAAUGAACUGUUACCAUGGGAACCAAAGCUAAUUAAAGCAUUUCAAAGAAACAGGUCUAGAUUGAAGAAGGACUAUGAUGACUUUAAAAGACAUCCAGACCAUGAUAAAUUUACCAGAGAAUUGUGGAGUAAUGAUGAAAGUGAAGUUGAUUCUGGCAAAGAAUCUUUUGCAGUAGUAUGCGGUAAAUCAUCAGAGUCUGCAGAACAUAUAGAAGUUCCCAAAAAAGAUCACUCAGACAAUGAUGAAAUGAAACUAUUAGAGAUGAAUUUACCUGCAGGAAAAAACAGAAUUCUGAAAAAAGAAUCAGCUUCUAAAGAAAUCCAGAAGACACUGCCCAAAUGCAUUAAACGACAGUUCAAGCAAAAUAGUUGUCUGGAUCAAAGCACUAAUGAGCUCUCACCAAGGAAGAAAGCUAAGCUGAGCACUGUUGAGACUGUAGUCCAGAGUUCAGAAAGUAGCCUGCAGCCGGAUAGUUGUUUAACUGAGCUAAAACAGUUUGAAGGAUCAAGUUUAGAGUUUUUUUCCUUGACAGAUCCUACAACAUCAGUAUCAAACUUUCUGAAAGGGACCAAACCCAUCCAGGCCUUGCUUGCCAAGAAUACUGGGAACAAAGUGACCUUAACAAAUCAACCGUCGCCUCCCCCAGGCAUAAAUGUAUCGACUUCUGAAAAGUCAGUUUUACCACCUUUGGAAUCAUCGGUGAUCAAACCAGCAUUGCCCUGCCAGGCCAGUUCAAAGACUCCCUUACAAAUGGUAUACAAAAUGCCGAAUGGCCAUUGUGUACCAAUAGACCUACAUAAUAACUCAGUGAAAAUUCAAAUGCAAACUGUGACUGACCCUAAAACUGGAGAAAAAGUCAUGCAACAAGUUCUUAUUUUACCUAAGAAUUUUCUUCUUCAGCAGCAGGAAGGAAAAAUUGUGUCCAAGGACGUUCAGCCACUACAACAAAAAUCAUCUGAGCUGCACUGUACAUCUUUACCAAAAGUGUCAAAUAUCAGUGUUUCUUUAACACCUGUUCUGGUGACAGGCUCUGCAAAUACUACCACUCAGUCACCUACUACAAUUUUUAGCAAGAAUAUUACCCACUCGUCACAAGUGUCCGGACCCAUGAACAAUACACUAUCAUUGCCUGAUGUAACUUCAGCAGGUAACUUACCAUCAUCAAAAAUUAAGGUGAACCAAACUGAAACUGACAAAAUCAAGACUACAGUUUUGACUGCUACAUUCCCUGUGUCUUUGACUUCAUCUACUCCUUCCACAGCUAGCCAGUCCUUGAUACCAGCAACAGCAUUAAGUGGGUCUGCGAACGCUGAUUCUGCCUGUCAUAGUCUUGCAUCGCAGCAGCCAACUGACUCCUGUGAAACUAGGCAAGAGUUGAAGACUGUAUGUGUAAGAGAAUCACAAUCUAUUCUGGUCACAACACGAGGCGGAAACACAGGCAUUGUUAAAGUGCAAACAAACUCAGACCAAAUUUCACCUAGUAGUUUAUCUUCUAGUUCAGUUUUCACUUACACUUCUCAACUUCAGGCCUUUCUUGUACCAAAAACCACAGCAUUAUCAUACUCUACUCUUCCAUCUCUAGCAACAGCCACAUCUGGUUUCCCACAUAUUGGACAAUCAUCUGUUUCUGGAUUUGCCCCCUCAACAGCUUCUUCUGUUAACAUUCCAGCUUUCCCAGCUGAUUUUACCCAGGCAAUGGAGAAAAAUAUCAAAUUCACACUACAGCAGCCUCCUGUUGGGCACACUUCAGGUCAAGUAAUAGAUAACUCCUGCUGUGUGUCCUCUCCUUUAUCUUCCGUUUCAUUAGCUAGCAAUGUGAUGUCCACAACUCCAAACAGUCCUGUUAGUGUGACUAGCACUGGACAAAAUAACACUGUCGUAACUCCAAAUUCUUCUGUACAGCAUCAAGGGGAUACUAAAACCAAAAAGAAUUCUGUUAUACAGUCUGAGUCUAAUUCAGCAACAAGUGGGGAUUUAGUCAGUGGCACUCCAGUCCAGAAAUUUACAUUAGUUACAAAUUCACCAAUUUUAUCUCCCUCUGGAGCAUCAGGAGUCAGUAUUAUACCCUCUCCAGCAUCCACUGCUGUUAAUGCUCAGAAACUGGUUUUUGUUAACACACAAAUUGCCAGUGGCCCAUCAACCACCAAUCUAGUUGCAGAGUCAUUGAGACAGAACCUUCCUUCUUCCCUAACCAAAACCUUUGUUAAUGCUACAGAGCAACCACAUUUGGUUUUGAUCCCAUCUACGAUAGGAGCACCAAUAAGAAUAAAUUCAUCACCAACUAUUGCUCAAGUAAAAGAUGUAAAAAUUGGACUAAAUAUAGGUCAGACCAUUGUAAAUACUAAAGGCAAUGCACAGGAGGCCCCACCAGUUAAUAUAUUGCAUCCUACCAUUUCUAAAGGAGAAGACAAAAAAAACAUUGGCUUGGCGCUGUCUUUGACAAGUAGCAGUACUGUGGUUCCUGCUCCAGCUUUUGCUGUGUCAGCUAAUGAAUCCGUAUGUGUUGCGACAAAAGGCGAAAAUGCCUUUACAGUAACAAUGGCACAUGCCUGUGUAGAAUCUGUUUCAGUAGCACCAAGUGGGACUACUACUAGGACACAGUCCACUGUCUUGACUGGUGGCAAUGAUUCCUCAAGAAUAAGGCCAGUUCUGGGUAAUCGACUUUGUACAUCAAAUAUUGGAAAUAUGGGUAUAUCAACUGUGAAAACAGGACAUCUUGCUUCAUCUCUGCUGAUUUCAACCACACAACCAACAGUAUCUCCUCAAAACUUAGCAUCUGCUUUGCAAUUUCCAUUAAUUAGCUUGCCUGGAUCUGCAGCCGCCCCCCAAAAGGUGUUACAUACAGUUCCUCAGUUAGCAACAGUUCCAGCUCCUCUUCUAGUAUCAAAAAACCAGUUGCCCACGCUGCCUCAGUUUCAGUCAUCAGGAACUUCGGCUGGUAUGUCAAGUCACACAGGUAUUCACAAACCUCAGAGUGUGUUGCCCUCUCCGUCACCAAAUACAGGUAAAGUCGUUAGCUUUCCCAGUUCCUCUACCCUACAAUGCCAGCAGGUGCCUCUCAGUACAGAGAAAAAAAGUCAUGAUUACACUUGUGCUUCUACUGCUCAGAUGUCUUCAGCUUUACCAGCUGUAACAAGCAAAACCGGAGGAGGUCAGUUGAAUGAAUCUUGCAUUCAACAGAAAAUAGUCAUUAACACCUGUAUGCCUUUGGCACCUGGAACUCAGAUAAUGAUUAAUGGUACUCGUUUUGUUGUUCCACUGCAAGGCCUUGGAGCUGGCAGCCACGUUCUUCUUCUCUCCCGUAAUACGAAACAGACUCCUUUAACUGUUAACCAUGGUCAAGAGGCUCAAGGUGUACCAAUUGUUAAUCCAAUAACCUCAAAAAUCAUCUUAGCACCAAGUAAUUCAUUGGGUUGUCAAAUAUCAAAACAUCCUUUGAAAAGCUCCACGAAAAUGAUGAACUCUUUUGGUGCCGCAGAUGCUUUACCCAUCGUACAUGCAACGCCCCAGAUAUUUAGUACUCCAGCUAGCUCAUGUACUCCACUAUCCGGGGUAACACUGUCUGUGUCUUCAGUGACAAAAUCUCCUAUUAAUGUUGUAGCUACAUCUUCUGUUGUUUCUGCCGUUCAUCCUCCGAAUUCUCAUUUGCCAAGCAACACUUCAGUGUUUCACUUAGACACUUCUAUCAAAAAACUGUUGGUCAGUCCAGAGGGAGCCAUUUUGAAUGCUCUAAAUACUCCAGCACCAAAAGUUUCUCCUCUGUCUUCAUUGCUGCCUCCUGUUGUUGUGUCCACAAGCAGAAAUCCUACCACUGUCUUCCCUGCAUCUCAGUCAUCUUGCCUUGAUAAACCUGACAAAGCUGCAUUCUGAAUUUACUGCAAAUGAGCCACUUUGAAAUUUUGGGGCAUUCCUCAGACUUUGGAAGUUGUAACUAUUGGAUAAUUUCUUACAACCAGUUGAUUUACUCAACAUUACUUAAGGUUGCAGUUCUUUCCUGUUCACCUGUGGGGAUUAAGAAGAAGAAAAAUUUUAGUUUGUCAGAAGUUUUCAGAGAGUUCUUUAGUAAAAAGGUCAGAAAUGACCAAUGAGUUCAUUAAACAGUUUGGAGAAAUCUCACCUUUUGCACAUGUUCCAUCUUACAUUACGGACUGUUUGCCAGUGUGUUUUUGACAGUAUAUGUCUUCUUUUAUUUGUGAAAUUUAUUUUUGAUCUGUUUCUUUAAGGAAAAUAUUUAUGCAUUGUAAAAAUGCAAUCUAUAGAGUAGAAUUGUACAUAUUCUUGAAUUCCUAACAGUCCAUACUAAACAAUAUGUACAAAGAACUAUGCUGUCUUAUUUAUGUUUGGUUUACAUAGUGUAUAGUUUUUUAAAUAUUUUAGUAACUUUGGACCAGUGUACUGUUUAGCAACUGCAGAAGAAUCUGCAUAUAAUAAAUCAAGUUGCUUUACUGCUUUGUGUUGGCAAUAGUUAAAAAUAUGUGUAUCUGUUACACCGUGGCAGAAUACAUACAUACAUACACACAUACGUAUAUAUAUAUGUAUAUGUAUAUAUAUGUGUAUAUAUGUGUGUGUGUGUGUGUAUACACACAUCUUUCUUUUGGUGUGUGGUAGAAUGAAAUUAUUUAACCUGUUUUGCUUUUUUCUGCUUUUACAUUUCACAUGAUUUAGCAGGAGUUGGAAGGAAGGCCUUCUUGUUGAUCCUCGUGAUGCAGGGCUGGAUAAGCCAUACUUCAUCCGUUCUUAAUAAAUGUUUGGUUAUAUUGCCUAAAUAACUCCAGUGAUGUGGUAAGGCUACAAGUGGCUCUUCAGACACCAGUCUAAGUCACACUGGUUGCUGUUAAGGACUAACAUGUUUUGUCUUAAAGCUCAUAGAUCUGUUGAACAGUUUGUUACUCUCUUUUUUACAGCCUUAUAUGCAUUUCCAUAUGUCUGAUGACUGUAACAAGAUCACUUGUUAGUCUUCUAUCUAGCCAUAACAAAUGACCCAUUUUUUUUCACCAGUCAUACUUUCUAGAUCUGUAUGUUUUUCUUUAGCUUAUAAUUGGUCUAUCUUGAAGGAUAGCACUAAAGCAUCACAUAAUAUUAAAGGAAGCUUUAUUAGUGCUUUGGGGAUAAUAAUAUGUUACAGAAACCUUCCUUUUUUAUGCGGUGUAUUCAGUAUUUGUUGACUUAGUUUCAGCUUUUGAUCUGAUAAAACUUUUGGGUUAUUUUCUGCAGAUCUGCUGAGUUCACAGCUGCCUGCUGCAGUGCUCGUGGAGAUAAGUUUUUUUAGGUAUCUUUUGAGAUUUUGCAUAUAAAGAAAGGGUGCCCAUCUUAUUUUAUGGAAGAUGAUGAUUUUAGAAUUGCUAUCUUUGUAUGUGUUGAUUUUUUGUAGAGUUUGUUUGGUAUUUUUUAGAAACUAGAAGGGAAGAUUUCAGAAGAAUUUAAAAAUGAUAAUUGCCUUUCUAAUAGCUAUGACUUCAAAGGGGAUAAAAGCUUACAUAUCUGUAUAUAGCAAAAUUCUUAGACUGAGUUUCAACAAGAUGAAGCUUCAGCCUUUGCUCUUCAUCCUUUUGAAUUUUCUACUUCCCUUCCCUUUUUGCUAUACUAGUUUGGCAGUUUGGAUAUUGAGUUGACGAAUAGGACUACAGCUUACUCGCUCUGUGUCGGCUGCCCUUUGUAUUGUUCUGAAAAGUAGCCUGGUAGCUAGUUUGCUAGAGUUUUGGGAAAGUGGGGGGAAGAAAGGCUUGUGCCUUCCGUAGGAACCUUUCCUUUUGCACUAACUUAAAAAAUUACAUUGGGAAAUUGCAUCUUUCCAUCUUAUCUCAGGGCUGGGACAGAUGGAAGCUGUCAGUUUUGGGAUUAGAGAAGGUUUGUUUAAAUUUUAGGAAAAGCUACCUGCUACACCUUUGUUACUUCUCAUUAAAGGCAUUUUGUAAUGGAUUUUGAAAACACCUAGCAGUAAGUAUGUCUGUCCAUCAGAGUUCACAGUAUUAAGAAUUUUGAAAUCUGACUGCACAUUACAGUUGAAUGCUGCAGUGACUUUUCCAACAGAGGAAGAUGGCAGAGAGUGGCAGUUUCUUCAUGGACAUUUUACAUACUCUAAAACCUCAUUUUAUUUCCAUUUCACUGGUGGAACCAUGGGACUCACUUUCUUGGAUUUUUCUAUUUUCUUGCAAUGGCUGUUUUUUCCUUUUUUUUUUUUUUUGUUCAUUUAGGUUUGUUGUAGAGUGAAUAUCUAUGCUGUUUGAAAAGCUCAAGACUAGGUUCUGCUGUUGCAGAUAUUCUUGAUGAGAGAAAAAAAUCUUGCAUGACAUUUUUCUGCGUGCUGAUGUAGUAGAAAGAUUUAUGCUAUAAUUGAUUCUAAUAAAGAGAGAAGUUAGAAAAGCUGAACUGAAAAACUCAGGACUCAAGUAACUUGCCUGAAUGAUUUCCAAGAAAUUUUCUGAAUUAAUAUGAUAAUAUUCUAUGAUUUUUAUAAAUAUUGUAUAAUUUGGAAGACAUGUACUUUACAACACGAAAAGUUUGAGUCAGUUUAAUUAGAGUUUCAUAGACUUUUAUUCUCUACUAGACAUGUGUUCAGAUUCCAAGUCCUAUUGGAGAAGGACUUGAGACUGCUAUGUAAUGGGCUUGCAUCAUUCAUUAUGUAAAACCAAAUUUUAGUAAUUUUUGCGAAUAAAAUUCCUAUUCCCAACACUGUUCUCCAAUAAUAUAAAUGUCAGUCAGAGUUAAGGUUUUCUUUCAAAUGCAAGUAAAUAAACAUUGACACUUUGCUAUGUACCUUUUACUCUCUACCAAAUGUAUCGUGCUACUUAUAGCACAAAAAGAACUGUGAACAAGUGGAUUAUAUUCACAGACACAAUGAAAAAGCAGAACUACCUGCAUCUUUUCUUGAAUUUUAAAACACAUUUAGUUACACAUAAAAACAGAUAUAUAAAUCAACCUUUUAACAAAAGGUGUUCAACUUUUCAGUGCUUGUAAAAUGCCUUACUUUUAGAUCCCUUCUGAUAUUAUUUACAGCUAUUCAUACACUAUAUUAUAUACAAAACUUUGGAUUUAUAAAUUACUUUGAAUAUUUUGAAUUAUAUCCUUUAUAUUUACCUAAAUUAACAUGUUCUGCACAGUAAUUUUGGUUUGCUCUGAGUAGAAAAUUACACUUAUUUUGCUUCACUGUUCAAACCCACAUCUGUGAGCUGCCAUUUUCUCCUAGGGAUUCUGCCCCUGCCACACUAGGAACAGUUAAAUUUCGCGUGUAUUAUUUGUUAUAAAAGUAUCUGUUCAAACCAAGUGUGUUACUGUGAAGUCAUUCAAACCCAUGCUGAUUCACUGUGUGACAUAGCAAAGGGUACAAUGUGAAAAGGAAAGCAAAAAUUCUCCUGAUAAGUGAAGAGAAAAUAAUUUGUCUCAUGGGAGUAGGUCAGAAAAUUACUAAAAGCUAGCAUUUGAAGGGCAUCCAUAGCUUUGCCACAGAGUUAGUUUCAUAGUUGGUUUUCCUUCUAUUUUGUGGUAGUGCAGAGUUUCAAUUGCCCAAAAUGGUUUUAAAUUAAUUAAUCAUUUUUAUUAAAGCACAAAUGUUUGUUAUGAUGCAACUCUUUCCUUUAAAAAGAACAGCCAGAGGUGCUCAAAAGGACUCAAACUCAUGUAGCCUGUUGUCUGUAAGCUGCACCUGAAGAGAGUUAACUGACUCAAAGUAGGAUUAGUAAUGCCGCAUCAGACUUUAGGUCCAUCACAUCUCUUGAGGCAGUCAACAGUAGCAUUCCAAAAGAGCACAAUAACAGGCCUGAAUAAUCUUCUAGUAUCCACUAAUCUGUGAGCCAGAGUCUUCCUCAUGCAGCUGUGUUUUUCUUCAGUUUAAUAGCUUUCAGUGUAUUUCUCUUGAUGAAAUGGACCAAUCCUUUCUAGAAUUUUUGAAAGCAUGUAAACAAACUGUUACCAUCCACAGCACCCAGUGGUAAAGAAUUUGUAAAUAAAUUUCCUUUUUGGUUUCAGAACCUGGCACCUGCUAGUUUCAUUUGAUGCAAAUAAUAUUUAUAUUGUAAGAUGCAAUAAGCCUUUGCUGUUUAGUCAUUUUUCCAUGUGGCCUGUGUAGACCUUUGCCAUGUUGGUUGUCUCUUCUCUAGAAUAAAGAGAAAUAGUGAAUUCAGUUAUUUCCUAUAUGGAAGUAAUUAGUUGCUGUCA
Pseudopipra pipra is the source of this 11006-nucleotide messenger RNA. RefSeq names its product bromodomain containing 10 (gene BRD10). NCBI's taxonomy places the organism in Eukaryota, Metazoa, Chordata, Aves, Passeriformes, Pipridae. Bases 300 to 6722 code for a protein of 2140 amino acids. Gene Ontology annotation, molecular function: protein binding. The transcript has 9 exons. The record is from RefSeq and is a predicted model, not a curated record.